This is a messenger RNA of Diorhabda carinulata, 3352 nucleotides long. Its product is annotated as targeting protein for Xklp2 homolog. Bases 474 to 2075 code for a protein of 533 amino acids. Gene Ontology annotation, biological process: regulation of mitotic spindle organization; activation of protein kinase activity. The transcript has 9 exons. The record is from RefSeq and is a predicted model, not a curated record. NCBI's taxonomy places the organism in Eukaryota, Metazoa, Arthropoda, Insecta, Coleoptera, Chrysomelidae. Gene Ontology annotation, cellular component: microtubule; spindle.
CUAAUCAGAAGUCAUCAGAAUUGCCAACUUAAAUUCAUUUUACUCCUAGUUUAAAAACAAGGUGUAAUAGAGUGAGUUCAGCCAGUGCAGUGCAGGAUAAUGCAAUAAGUGUUAUCAAUAUUGUGCAAAUAAGGUAUUUUUUACGGGUAUCCACGGAACAACAGAGAUAAUCUUCAAUCUGUUCUAAUAUUCACAGUCUAACGUAUGUUAGGUAUGUUAUACCUAACAUACCUAACCAUAUUAUACCAUUACCGUGGUAUUUUGAUAAGAAUUUAAAAUUAACCUCUAUGAAGUUUACUUUCUCUAUGUGAAUAAGACUCUUUUAAGAAUUUAAGUUGGUAUAACACUAUGUUCGUUAGGAGACGUUGACAUUUAUUUGAAAAUUUUGACCAGUGGAUUUCCGUUGAGUUUUUAUUGUGAUAUAAGUAAGGAUAAAAAAAUUGGAUUCAUAUUUUAAUUUUUCAAGAUUUAUUAUGGCAGAAAGCUUUGAUGAUAUCAAUGCUCCGCAAUUCUUUGAUUUCAAUAGAGAUAUAAAAGAUCUUGAUGAUACUGCAGAUGGAUAUUUUGAACAAGCACACGAAGAUCCUCUCAAUAAUUCAGAUAUAUCAAAUGAAGUCACCUUCUUAGCCAGUGAAGUAGAAAACUUGCAAUGCUCUCAAAAACCCAAUUUUAGAAAAUCAUUGAGUGUUGGUGAUCUUCAAAGAAUAAUUGGGCACGUACACAAAUUAAGGAGUGGUAAACAAUAUGUAUAUGAUGGUGAAAACGGUGAAGAAGAAAAUGACUUUAGUCGGGAGAACUAUUAUUCAGAACAAACAGUUAACUUUGAAGCUGGUUCUUCAGGAAUUUGUGGUAGUAAAUCUCAAGAGUUAAUCAACAGAUUAGCACAGCCAAAAAGAAAAUUUAAGUCCAAUCAAGAAUUGAACAAAAACGAAUAUGUACCAAUGGCUGAAGCAUUGAUAAAAUUUCAAAAUGGUACACCGAAACGUUUCAGAGUGAAACCUGUGGCCGUUGCUGACAAUCCUUUGAAAGCCACCAUUCCCCAUUCCCCAAAAUUAAAAACAUCUCUCAGAAAUCGGCCUCUGCAUGCACAAUCUCGAGAAGAACUAGAGCAACUUGCUUUGGCAGAAGCAAAGAAGUCCCAAUUUAAAGCACACCCUCUAAAUAAAAAAAUACUUCGAGGUCCCGUUGACUCGAAUAAAUCGAAGAGAAAAAUUUCCACCAUACCAGAACCGUUUAAAUUAACAGAAGUUCAGAAUAAGGUGAUUCCAGAAUCCCCGCAAAAGGUCCAAGAAUUUCAUGCAAGACCUGUACCUAAAUUCAUUUAUAAUUCUCAUGUAAUGAAACCCCAACUGAAAGCCUCGUUAACAACGCCACAAACACCGACCUUCAUUAAAAAAAUGAGUUUGAAUUCCAUUUCAACCACCGCGGAGAACAAAAAUUUACCUACCGAGCCUGUCAAACUGAAACCAACGAAACCAAUACCAUUUAGUUUUGAAUUAAGAGAUAAGUGCAUGAGAAGUAAGCGCGAAGCUUUGGUUCAGAAAUAUAUUGAAGCCGAAAAGAAAGCGAGAAUGUUCCAUGCCAAGCCGGUACCAAAAUCGGUUAUAGAACCACCGAAAAAUGGUUAUUCAUUUUCAAGAGGCAAUUCAUCAAAUACAGCAAAGAAUAAUAACGAAGAGAAUAUCAAUUCCUCUCAUUUCAAGGCUAAACCACCAAAAGUUCUUUAUCAAAAACCAUUUGUACCUCAGCUUCCGAACAGGCCAUUACUUGAAAUACAAGAUUUUGCUCUUAACACUGAUAUGCGAGCGAAAGAGAGAGAACAAUUUGAACAACAGGUUAAAGAACGGGAAGAAAAAUUGGCGUUAUUCAGGCAAGAAGAAGAAAUUAUGAAGAAGAGACAGGAAGAAGAAGAAAUUAUCGAGGCCCGUAAAUUGGCUAGUUUCAAAGCGAAAGAAAUUAGAAAAUACAAGGAAAUAAAAAUUCAGCCUCUUCACAAAGUUACAAAUCCAGUUUCGCCCAAAUUUAGUACGAAUAAGUUGAGAAACAAUUCAAAAAAUAAAGAAAAUAAUGCAUAAUAAUAAAUCGUUUAUCUGUUUCAAAAACGUACAUUUAAUGCUUGAAAAAAGAAAAAAUUGAGGAAGAAAAUGUGAUUAUAAGUUUAAUAUUGUCUACUUUUAGUUUUUUUAUCUAUAUGACUAAGAGAAUCAAAAUAUUCACUUAUAUCUUUAUUUAUAUUUACUAAAAUUGAAGUUUUAUAUUUUAAAAUAUCUUGAGUGUAUGGUUAUUUUAAUUUCUCACCGUAAUAUAUGUAUCAUAUUUUCCUAUGUUUUUCUUUGUUGUGAAAUGUUCAACAUGGAAAUAUUUCAGUCGUAACUGCUCAAAAAAAUCUAUAUCAGGUUUCAAAUAAAUUUUUUCCUACUUUCACCCUCUUAAAUGUUUCUAUUUAAAAAUAUAACCGUAUCAUGAAUUUUAUCAUCUGGUCUCCGAGUCCAGCAAGAUUUUUCUUAGUCCAAAAGUCAAAUCUAAGUAGCACAAAAAUUGCACAGUUUUCUUCUGCAUUUCAGGCACAUUGGCUGGUCGCAUUUUAUGCAUUUAUAAUUUGUCUUCCUCUCCUUUGAUGCUGAACACUUGGAGCAGGUUUUCCUUUUCUCUAGCUUGUCACUUGGGUUGGGUUUUGUUCCAACAUAUACUGAUGGUUUGGUCUUUCCAACCGUCUGGUCAUAUGUGACUUUAUGAACUCCAUCACUAGGUCUCGUACGAAUAGGUACCUAGUCACAAGAUGAUUACCUCAAAAUGAAAGGUACAAGGAGUUGAUGCAUCUAAUAUCUAACAUUUGAUACAAUAUUGCCAUCUUGUGGUUCUUCGAUUAGACGAAUAUAUCGCACAUUUCAUGUCUAGCAAGUCCACCCCUGCUUUCGUUUUAUUGUAGUAACAAACCAUUUCAGGUUUGUUUUUUCUGUUCCCUGUCCCAAAGUUCCGUCAUUUAUAAAAAAUUUGAAAGAUGCUAUCCGAAAAGCGCCGCGCGAAUUCGCCGAAUUUAAAACAAUUCCAUAGUAGCUAGUCUAGGGAACUCUUCAAAUUCUUCCAUAACUAUUUGUGCUAUAAUUCAGGAUAUUGAUGAACCAACGGUACAUCCUUCUAUUUCCUUUGGUGCUCAUAUAAGAAUCAAGUAGAAUUGAGGGUUAGUUCCAGAACAUAUAUAAUAUUCAUCAAAAGGGAUAAUUUUUGAAGUUAAAAAAAUGAAGAUAUUAGUGCACAAAGAAACAAUAUCUGAAGAAAUUAAUAUAUAAUCGUCUGAGAAUUGUACAUCUUUUUCUUUGAAAUAAAAAGAAUACAUGCAAAAUAUAUUUGC